This is a messenger RNA of Setaria italica (foxtail millet), 1299 nucleotides long. Its product is annotated as probable protein-S-isoprenylcysteine O-methyltransferase. Gene Ontology annotation, cellular component: endoplasmic reticulum; membrane. Gene Ontology annotation, molecular function: protein C-terminal S-isoprenylcysteine carboxyl O-methyltransferase activity. The record is from RefSeq and is a predicted model, not a curated record. Bases 260 to 943 code for a protein of 227 amino acids. Lineage: Eukaryota; Viridiplantae; Streptophyta; Magnoliopsida; Poales; Poaceae. Gene Ontology annotation, biological process: C-terminal protein methylation. The transcript has 5 exons.
GUCCAGCCAAUGCUUGGGCACCAGCCCGCACCCAGACUGCAAUUCUCGGGUGAGGGAAGGGGCGCCGGGAACCUCUCGCCUUCGCUGGCGCCGCCGGCUCUCAGCACCAGCAGCACCGGAACGCGGCGGCGGCCACCCGCGCGGCACGCCGCCGCUGCCGCGGUACGAGGAGCCCAAACGCCGGCACCAGCUUCGCUUUUCCCGUACAGGCGCGUUGCGAAAAGCUCCCCCGCAUGCCUUUGGUCUGAAAAGCCUCCGUAUGCGGCAUCCCCUGCUCGGCACAUCUCUCGGCGAAGCAUCUCCUCCUGGAGCUAGAGAACCCCAGAGCCCUAGCGCAAGCCUCGGGCUCCAGAUCCCGGCUCUAGCCAUGUCGGCCUGGAGGCAAGCGUGGCAGUUCGCGGCCGCGCUGGUCUUCUUCCACGGCUCCGAGUACGUGCUCGCCGCCGCUUUCCACGGCCGCCGGAACGUCACCGCCACAUCACUUCUUAUCAGCAAGCAGUAUGUAUUGGCAAUGAGCUUCGCAAUGCUGGAACAUCUGACAGAAAUCCUUAUCUUCCCGGAAAUAAAGGAGUACUGGUUUAUCAGUAAUAUUGGCCUUCUAAUGGUGCUUAUCGGUGAAAUUGUCCGUAAAGUUGCUGUUGUGACAGCUGGGCGUGCCUUCACGCAUGUUAUAAGAAUUUAUCAUGAAGAUCAGCAUCAGUUGGUUACCCAUGGGGUGUAUAGGUUUAUGCGCCAUCCUGGGUAUUCUGGUUUUCUUAUAUGGGCAGUAGGAACCCAGGUUAUGCUCUGUAAUCCAGUAUCAACAGUUGCAUUCAUUUUGGUGCUGUGGCGAUUCUUUUCAAAACGGAUACCGUAUGAAGAAUUUUUCUUGAGGCAAUUCUUUGGCUCUGAAUACGAAGAAUAUGCGCGGAGAGUGCACUCUGGCUUACCAUUUAUUAAGUGAGAGCAUCACACUUGCAAAGUGUGCUGCCUCUUGCUGUUGUCACAUUGAUAUGUCAAAGUAAAGCAUCAAACAAUAUGAAAUCAAGAGAUAACAAAGAAAGGAGCCAUGAGAUGGAUCUCAUACAAUACAAGACAAAUCAGAAAUUUAUAGUCUGUAGUCAAACAGAUGAGUCAUUCAUCAGCUCAUAGAUCUUGUGCAAAUUUUGAGCUGUAACUCAAGCUUUUUUUCACCUUCAUAGUGAUGUUCACUCACAGCUACAACUUGUGGAAGCUCCCGCUUCAUUAGAUUUGAGCUGGACAGUUUAAGGUAAUGUUUACAAUUUGUUGUUAUUAACACCACUUUGUCUUGUGUGCGAA